GCUAUGGCCAUCGAAAUUCGCGGCAAAAAAACUCCACCGUUCUUCAACCUCUUGCCAAUUCUGGACAACAUUCUUCUCUUUUUCCCUCUUAAUUCUCUAUUCUUUCUUCAUUUUUAUCCGUUCCAAUUCCAUUUCCAUUCUCAAUACCUCAUUUCUGAUCCUUUCGAUCUCAAGAACACACCCCCCGCCCCCCACUUUCCAAUGGAUUCCCUCAAAUCUCGCCGGGUUUCCACUUUCUAGUGGAAAAAUCUUUCCCCUCCCUCACUCAACUUCCUCUCGCACUUUUGAUUCUCCUCGGUUUCCUUUCACCUGAAUCCUGGUUUUCAAUCGGUUUCUUUUUCAACGGAUUUCUAGGUUUGGUUUUGAUCGAGCCGAUUGAUUUCCCCUAAAACAACAAUAAUCUUAACCUAUGUUGCUGUUGGGUUCUUCAAUGGAGCAAUUCCGGCAGCUCGGAGAGGCCUUGGGAAGUGUAAAGGCCAUCAUGCUAUUCAAAGAUAGCAUUCAAAUAAAUCAGCGGCAGUGCUGUUUUUUGCUCGAUGUUUUGAGUUUUGCGUACGAUUCAAUAGCGGAGGAGAUGAACCAGAAUCUUCGAUUCGAAGAACGGCACACUAGAUGGAAGGUUUUGGACCAGCCAUUACGAGACCUAAACAGAGUAUUCAAAGAAGCCGAAGGGUUCAUUAGACAGUGUUUGGAAGCGAAAGAUUGGUGGGUAAAAGCCCUAGUGCAAUAUCAAAACAACGAUUGCAUCGAAUUUCAUGUUCAUAAUUUGUUAUACAGCAUUACUGUUGUCGUUGAAGCCAUUGAAACAGCCGGCGAGAAUUCCGGUUUCGAUCAUGAUGAUAUGAUGAAGAAGCGGCUAAUCAACUCCUUCAAAUACAGGAAAGAACACAAGGAUUCAAAGAUUUUCAGAUGGAAAUUUGGGAAACAAUAUUUGAUUACUCAGGAAUUCUGCAAUCGAAUCGAUACGGUUUGGAAUGAAGAUCGAUGGUUUCUACUCAAUAGGAUCCGGGAGAAGAAACUCACUGCUUCUUCCAGGUAUGAACAACGAUUAACUGAUCAUCUUCUUAAAAACUUAGAUGGAUCUGAGUGUUUGAUAGGAAAAUUGCUGCCAAGCUCUAUGUUAGUAGGAUCAAGGGAUUACCAGGUUAGGAGAAGAUUAGGGGGUGGUAGUCAAUACAAAGAGAUUCUAUGGUUAGGGGAAAGCUUCGCUAUGAGGCACUUUUUUGGGGAAAUUGAAGCCUUAAUUCCUGAGAUAUCUAUACUGUUAUCACUUUCUCAUCCAAACAUCACGAGAUUUCUUUGUGGGUUUACUGAUGAGGAAAAGAAGGAGUGUUUCUUGAUAAUGGAGCUUAUGAGUAGAGAUUUAUCAAGCUAUGUAAAGGAGAUCUGUGGGUAUCGUAAGAGAAUUCCAUUUCCUCUCCCUGUAGCUCUGGAUUUGAUGCUUCAAAUCGCAAGAGGAAUGGAAUAUCUCCACUCAAACAAGAUCUUCCAUGGGGAUUUGAAUCCUUACAACAUUCUGGUUAAGCCAAGAGCUUGUUCUACAGAUGGGUAUGUGCAUGCUCAGGUGUCUGGGUUUGGGCUACCUGUUGUGAAGUUCAAGAACUCUUCAAAUCAGAAUGAAUCCCUACCGUUCAUAUGGUAUGCUCCAGAAGUUUUGGAAGAACAGGAUCAGUCAGGAAGUACACCGAGUUGUAAAUAUAGUGAGAAAUCUGAUGUUUACAGCUUUGGGAUGGUUUGUUUUGAGCUUCUGACGGGGAAAGUCCCUUUUGAGGAUAGCCAUCUUCAAGGGGAUAAAAUGAGUCGAAACAUUAGAGCAGGGGAGAGGCCACUUUUUCCACAUAGUAUGCCAAAAUAUGUGACAAACUUGACGAAGAGAUGCUGGCAUACGGACCCGAAUCAAAGGCCGGGGUUCUCGUCGAUAUGUAGAAUUCUUCGGUUUGUAAAGCGAUUUGUUGCGAUGCAUCCUGAUUAUAGUAGUCAGACCGAUCCGGCUACGCCGGCAGUGGAUUACUGUGACAUUGAGUCAUGUUUGUUGAGGAAGUUGUCAUGUUGGGGAUCAUCAGCAAUAGUAGAUAUCCCAUUUCAGAUGUUUGUUUUCAGAAUCGUUGAAAAAGAGAAAACUGGUAGCAGCAGCGUUGUUAAAGAUACCUCAGAAUCAGGAAGUGAUGGCGCCUCAGCUUGUGGGGAUGAAACGGCAUCCUCUACGGAUGAGCCUUUCCCAACGCUGGUUGAAAAAAGAUUGCCAGUUUCACGUGAAAGCACCAACAGGAGGCUUUCAUUGUCAAAGAACAGUUCUGAUGUUAAGUUCAACAAGCUACCAGGUACACCGCAAGGACGAUUUUCAAGGCCGCCACAAAUCAGUCCUCGAGGGCGUAGCAUGAGAAUGAAUUCUGAAAGCCAGCUUAUAGCAAUGACUCCAAAGGUUAGAAGAUUAUCUGGCCACGCCUCAGAUUCUGAGCUACCCUAAAAGCCAAGGAACGAGUAUCGACGUAGAUGGUUACACUCUCAUGAUUUACGCAUCGACAUGCUCAUGAACGUUCCCGGAACAAUGGGCGUCACAGACAAGUUUUUCUUCUUCUUCUUCCCUAGAAGGGUGGGUGGAAAAGGCCAUGGCACUGUGUUUGGAGCUGUGUUUUGAAGAUGAGAAUGAUCCAACAUAUUUUGUAUAUAAUAGGAAUUAUGGGUCUUAGAGAGCAAUCAGAGGAAGUGGGGAAUAAUGGAUCAAACAAUAUAAUCUCUUUCAGAGUUUUGGUGUUCAUCUUAAAUUCUAAGUGCAGCUCAUGUACAUGUAAAUGAAAGCAACAACCCAGCGUGUUGCGAGGAGGUUCCCUACCUGCCCUGCUGCACACCCCAUCGGAAGAGGACGAAGGGGGAGAGGUCAAGAAUUCAUGUAAAUGGAAUCGAUGCUUCAAAUUUUUUACUAAAACCAGAUUUCAUAUCAGAUGUAUUGCUUUGAUGCUGGUUAUAACAUUGGGAAUGAGAAUUUAAUUUCGUGUC
Molecule: messenger RNA, 2997 nt
Organism: Cucurbita maxima (winter squash)
Lineage: Eukaryota; Viridiplantae; Streptophyta; Magnoliopsida; Cucurbitales; Cucurbitaceae
Product: light-sensor Protein kinase-like
Exons: 2
Coding region: 410-2467 (685 amino acids)
Biological process (GO): protein phosphorylation
Molecular function (GO): ATP binding; protein kinase activity
Source: RefSeq, a predicted model, not a curated record